Molecule: messenger RNA, 2480 nt
Organism: Yamadazyma tenuis ATCC 10573
Lineage: Eukaryota; Fungi; Ascomycota; Pichiomycetes; Serinales; Debaryomycetaceae
Gene: NOG1
Product: putative GTPase
Biological process (GO): ribosomal large subunit biogenesis
Cellular component (GO): nucleolus
Molecular function (GO): GTP binding; RNA binding; GTPase activity
Source: RefSeq, a predicted model, not a curated record
UAGCUUUUGAUUUGAGACCUUAAACAAACAUGCAGCUUUCGUGGAAGGAUAUUCCGAGUGUUCCAAACACCAACGAUAUGUUGGAUAUUGUUCUUAAUAGAACCCAACGUAAAACUCCUACUGUGAUAAGACCUGGAUUCAAAAUUACCAGAAUUAGGGCAUUUUACAUGAGAAAAGUUAAGUUUACAGCUGAAGGUUUCAGUGAAAAGUUCACUGAUUUGUUAGCUGGUUUCCCAAACAUUAAUGACGUCCACCCUUUCCACAGAGAUUUGAUGGAUACCUUGUAUGAAAAGAAUCAUUAUAAAAUCUCCUUGGCUGCCGUUUCCAAAGCUAAAACUUUGAUCGAACAAGUCUCCAGAGAUUAUAACAGAUUAUUAAAAUUUGGUCAAUCAUUAUAUCAGUGUAAACAAUUGAAAAGAGCUGCUUUGGGUAGAAUGGCAACUAUUGUUAAGAAGUUGAAGGAUCCUUUGGUAUAUUUGGAACAAGUCAGACAACAUUUAGGAAGAUUGCCAAGUAUUGACCCUAACACCAGAACUUUAUUAAUUUGCGGCUACCCUAACGUUGGUAAAUCUUCCUUCUUAAAAUGCAUCACCAAGGCUGAUGUCGAAGUUCAACCAUAUGCUUUUACUACCAAAUCCUUGUACGUUGGACAUUUUGACUAUAAGUACUUACGGUUCCAAGCUAUUGAUACCCCAGGUAUUUUGGAUAGACCUACUGAAGAUAUGAACAACAUCGAAAUGCAAAGUAUUUAUGCUAUUGCUCAUUUAAGAUCAUGUGUUUUAUACUUCAUGGAUUUGAGUGAACAGUGUGGAUUCUCUAUUGAAGCACAGGUUAAAUUGUUUCAUUCUAUCAAACCAUUAUUUGCAAACAAAUCGGUUAUGAUUGUGAUGAAUAAGUCCGAUAUUAUUAAGUUUGAAGAUUUGGAUCAAUCCAAACAAGAAUUUUUGCAAUCUUUAUACGACUUGAAAGACAUCGAAAUCAUGAACACCUCGUGUGUUGAAGAAGAAAAUGUUAUGCAAGUGAGAAACCAAGCUUGUGAAAAGUUAUUGGCGUCAAGAAUCGAACAGAAAUUGAAGGGUGCUGCUAGAGUCAGCAACGUCUUGAACAAAAUCCAUGUUGCCAAACCAGCCCAAAGAGAUGAUCUUGAUAGACCAGCAUUUAUUCCUGAUAGUGUCAAGGAGUUGGAGAAGUAUGAUCCUUUGGAUCCUAACAGAAGAAAGUUAGCCCGUGACAUUGAAGCUGAGAAUGGAGGUGCUGGUGUUUUCAGCAUCAACUUAAAGGACAAAUACUUGUUGGAAGACGAAGAGUGGAAGAAUGACGUUAUGCCAGAAGUUUUGGACGGUAAGAAUGUUUACGACUUUUUGGACGCUGAUAUUGCAGCUAAGUUGCAAGCUUUAGAAGAAGAAGAAGAAAAAUUAGAACAAGAAGGUUUCUACGAUUCUGAAUCUGAUAUUGAAGAUGAUGAAAUUAUCGAUAUCAAGGAAAAGGCCGAAUGGAUUAGAGAUAAGCAAAAGAAGAUGAUUAACGAAGCUAGAAAUAGAAAAGCUUUGAAUAACAGAGCCAUUAUGCCAAGAGAUAAGAUUAAACGUUCUUUUGACGAUAUGGAAGAACAUAUGUACACCAUUGGACAUGAUACAACUGAAUUGAGAAACAAGCAAGUCAUCGCCAAGGCUCAAGGUGUUAAGAACCACAAGGGCAUCAACAUCAAAAAGAAACUUCAAGAUCUUGAUGUUGAUGUUGAAGAGCACAUACGUAAAAAGAAGAGACCUGCCCAUCAAAGUGAUAGACUUAACGAUGGUCUUACAAGUGAAGGUUUGAAGGAGAAGACAGAAAGACUCAACAAGGUGCAAAGAAGAGAAAGAAACAGACAAGGUAAGAUUGGUGAAUCUGAUCAUCAUAUCCCUACAUUGUUGCCUAAGCAUUUGAAUUCGGGUAAACGUAGUUUCCUGGCUGAUCGUCGUUAAGCGCAUUCGUUAUCUUUAGUUUUAUUUUCACAUUUUAGGCAUUUAUCUUAUCAGAACCAUUGGCGUGGUUAAUGACAACUAUGGAGUUGAAUAUAUAUUUUGAACAAUACAUACGUAAUAUUGAUUGGGUAGCAAGUUGUCUGAGACCUUACCUCUAGUACAACUUUUAUGAUAAGCUUGGGAACUAGUUGCCAAACAUAAAUUUUACAUACCCACUGCUAUUUCCUGCUUGAAAAGCCAGCGAUUAAGAGAACUUGGAUAGUAAAGAUAGUGGUAAUGUGGAGGUUUGAUUUGGAAACUGGUAUUUUUACAUUGUUUCCAUAUCACAUUAUUUUCGGCUGCUGGGUGAACCAAACGACAGAUACAGGAGCAUCAAAGGAGUAUUUAUGUAUUUGAACUUAUCAAAGAUGACUGGCGUAGAGGCUAUUCCAUAGUGGGCCUGUCAAAUAUGAAACUUGUGUCAGUUCUCUGUGGCUAUCCCAGCGCAAAAUAAAAGACCCACAAAAAUAAAGCCAC